Messenger RNA from Thelazia callipaeda (thelaziosis nematode), 1392 nucleotides. The record is from the annotation of a GenBank genome assembly. Lineage: Eukaryota; Metazoa; Nematoda; Chromadorea; Rhabditida; Thelaziidae.
AUGUAUUUGAUAAAUUUUAGGCAGUGGCUGUUUGGUCUUAUUACGAUGUCAAUUUCGACAAUAAGACGACAAGUUAAGAAUGUUGCUUAUAAUUUCUCAGAUGCACAGGUUAAAGUUCGGGAAGCCACAAGCAAUGAUCCUUGGGGACCUUCGACUGCGUUGAUGUCUGAAAUAGCUGAUUUAACACAUAAUCCGAUGUCUUUCACUGAGAUCAUGUCAAUGUUGUGGAAGCGAUUGAAUGAUCAUGGGAAGAACUGGAGGCAUGUGUACAAAAGUCUUGUUUUGUUGGAUUACUUGAUAAAAUGUGGCAGUGAGAAAGUGGCUCAGCAGUGUCGAGAAAAUAUCUAUUCAAUUGAAACACUUAAAGAUUUCCAACAUAUUGAAGAUAAUAGAGAUCAAGGUAUGAAUGUGCGUGAGAAAGCAAAACAAAUGGUCGGCUUGCUAUAUGACGAAGAACGGUUAAAAAAUGAGCGAACAAAAUUCAUGAUGACUAGGAAAAAGUUCAUGUCUGGUUCUGGUAUUUCUUCAGAUGGUUCUGUACGACAUAUGCGUAAAAAUGAUACUGGUCCAGUCUUCGAAUCAGAGUUAGAAGAUGCGAGACCAGCUAGUGCUGGUGAAGAGGAAAUGCAGUUGCAGAUUGCACUUGCGCUGUCACGAGAAGAAAAUGAAAAAGAGGAGGAACUACGGAAAAAGGAUGAUAUUGGUUUACAGAUGGCAUUGAAUGAAAGUCGUCGUGAGAUCGAGCGAAUGAAUUCCAUAGAUGUUGGUCAGACUACUGUAUCAAGUUCAACUCUUUCGCAGAGUGCUAUCGAUGAUUUGUUGUCCUUAGGAGUGGGUCAACCUGUUGAGCAGGUAGCACAUCCGUGGGGUGGACCAACUGUGGAUCCAUGGACUCCAAUUUCAUGCGUUCCUCCUACAACUAAUACUGAGACAUCUUUGUACUCUAGUAUGCAAGCGAAAAAUGAUCCGUGGACCAUAAUAUCUCCUAGAACCGAAGUACAUUCAAAAUCUGUUGACCCAUGGACUUCUGUAUCCCCAUCUGUCGCUGACCAGAAUAUAACCUCAAUGGUAGAAGAAAACUCCUCAAAACAAGUAAGCAAUAGAAAGACUCCUGAAAGUUUUCUGGGCGAAAACUCUUCCCUCGUCAAUUUAGACAACCUUCUCGGAACUACAAACAGCAAUUCAAGACCAGCAAGCAAUCCAUUUCUUUCUGGUACUGGCGGAACAGUACCAACAAAUCCAUUUGUCGCUCAACAACGUCCAUCACCAUCUCUCAAUGAAAUCAUGAGUCAAAAUCGUAUGCCUUCAACGAGCAAUGCAGCGCAACCGCCGUUGCAACCACCACUUAUGCCAGUUCAGGCUUCAACUCAGCCCACAAAUCCGUUCUGCUGA